ACUUCGGUGUAGGUUUUGGGGAGCACGCCCAGGCGACGUAUUUCCUUUCUUCCAUUGCGUUAUUUUCUACGGCCGGACAUCGUCUGAGACAGUUGCAGGCAAACUGUCCCUCAGCAUCCUUCUUUGAUCUGUACAUCAGUCCUCGAUACUACAUACCACUUUACGAAUCCCGAUUAUCCAUCUCGAUCAGUCACCGUUUCCAAAAAUGUCUGACCUCGCGAGCCGUAUUACGAAGCCUGAUGAGGCGCCAAAGAAGGUUGAUUGGGCUGAGUCUGUCGAGGCAGACGAGAACAAGCAGCAGGCGGAAGCUGAAGCUGCUGCUGGUGCUGCUGAGACCCAGGUUGACGGUGCUGUUGAAGAGCUCGGUGGCUCUGGUCUGCAUGAACCUGAAUGGGAUGUCGAAGUCUCUCUCAGCGAACUCCAGGCAAACGAAGCAACUCCUUUCCACUCUGCUACACAAUGGCAAGACAUGGGACUAUCGGAGGACCUUCUCAAGGGUCUUCUGGCCCUCAAGUUUCUGAAACCCUCGAAAGUCCAGGGGAAAUCUCUUCCUCUGAUGCUUAGCGAUCCUCCGAGAAAUAUGAUGGCCCAAUCUCAAUCUGGUACUGGAAAGACGGCGGCGUUUGUUACUGCCAUUCUAUCGCGUGUCGACUUUACCAAGCCGGAUCAGCCUCAAGCUCUUGCCUUGGCCCCCAGUCGAGAAUUGGCUCGUCAGAUUGAAGGUGUUGUAAACGCUAUUGGUCGCUUUAUUGAACCUCUCAAGGUUGCUGCGGCUAUCCCUGGAGCUCUGCCUCGCGACCAGCCGGUUCGAUCUGCCGUUAUUGUUGGUACCCCUGGUACUGUCCAGGACGUCAUCAAACGAAGGCAGCUAGAUGUUUCUCAACUCAAGGUUCUCGUCUUGGACGAAGCCGACAACAUGCUGGAUCAGCAAGGAAUGGGUGACCAGUGCCUGAGAGUGAAGAACAUGCUACCAAAGUCUGUGCAAAUCCUGCUCUUCUCAGCCACUUUCCCCGACAAAGUCGGUUCAUACGCCAUGAAGUUUGCGCCCAAUGCCCAUUCUCUCAAGCUGCAGCGAAGCGAGCUUACCGUCAAGGGCAUUUCACAAAUGUUCAUCGACUGCGCGGACGACAACAUCAAGUACGACGUUCUUUGCAAGCUCUACGGUCUGAUGACUAUUGGACAGUCGGUCAUUUUCGUCAAGACCCGUGAAAGCGCCAACGAGAUCCAGAGACGUAUGGUGGCUGAUGGGCACAAAGUAUCUGCUCUGCACGCUGCGUUUGAUGGUAACGAGAGAGACGAGCUGCUGAGUAAAUUCCGACAAGGCGAGAACAAGGUUCUCAUCACCACUAAUGUCCUUGCCCGUGGUAUUGACGUGUCUACCGUGUCCAUGGUCAUCAACUACGAUAUCCCUAUGAAAGGCCGAGGCGAUAGUGAGCCCGACGCCGAGACUUAUCUCCACCGUAUUGGCCGAACUGGACGUUUUGGACGUGUUGGUGUCAGUAUCAGCUUCGUCUACGAUAAGAAGAGCUACGAUGCCCUCCUCGGCAUUGCCAACACAUACGGCAUUGAUCUUGUACGCCUUGAUACCGAUGACUGGGAUGAGGCGGAAGAGCGAGUCAAGGAAGUCAUCAAGAAGAACAGAGCUCAGGCUGCUUAUGCCCCGAGCGCUACGGAUAACGCCAAGGCAUCCUAGAAAGAUGGUUUUGACUCAUGGAUGACGAUGUAAUUUGGUGGAGGGCCUAUGUUUAUUGCUUUUCUCUUUUUCUUUGGUUUGGUGAGAUUGCUACAGUUUCAACAAGUUCACAAUGAAUGGUACGAUAAUAAGGGGAUUAUACAAAUGGAUCUGUAGAAUGUGGCACAAUGAGAUACCAAAAAUUCACACCUUGCAAGACGA
Messenger RNA from Trichoderma atroviride IMI 206040, 1894 nucleotides. RefSeq lists its product as uncharacterized. Lineage: Eukaryota; Fungi; Ascomycota; Sordariomycetes; Hypocreales; Hypocreaceae. Gene Ontology annotation, cellular component: cytoplasmic stress granule; nucleus. Gene Ontology annotation, biological process: poly(A)+ mRNA export from nucleus. Gene Ontology annotation, molecular function: RNA binding; ATP binding; RNA helicase activity. The record is from RefSeq and is a predicted model, not a curated record.